This is a messenger RNA of Pocillopora meandrina, 3971 nucleotides long. The record is from the annotation of a GenBank genome assembly. NCBI's taxonomy places the organism in Eukaryota, Metazoa, Cnidaria, Anthozoa, Scleractinia, Pocilloporidae.
CUGAAGACUUUAACAGGAAAAGAGGUAAGAUUAACAUUUGUUCAUGUGAAUGUCAGAUUGUCCAUAUCUGUGACUUAAACGCCUGAUAAAAAGUGCAUUUUUUUUGAGAGGGGAUAUAAGAAAAUAGACAUUAUAAUCCUUACUCAUUGCCAUACUCCUUCAGUUAAAUGAAUAUUAGGUUCAGAUCACCUAAGUUUCUUUGAAAUCAAAUUUUCAUUAUUGUUACCUACAACACCUACAACACCCCUUGCAUGGUAAAAACAUGACAGGUCUCAGUGCAGAAAAAAUGAGUUUCCUUUGUUCUACAGCAUAAUUGUCCAGCCACUAACAAAUUUUUCGACUUAUGGCUUUUACAGACAACUUCUCUCAUUACUUUAGGUUCACAUUUUUUAAAAACCAUAAACAAUGAAAUUAUUUAUUUCAAUUACCAGAUUGAGAUUGACAUUGAGCCUACAGACAAGGUGAAUAUUAAAGUACAGCUAGUAGCCUCAGGCACAGGGUUUUUAUAAAUAAGAGAACUAAAUAUUAACGAACAACCCUAAUACCAAAGGUCCUCUGAUAUACAAGUGUAAUACUUUUAUUGAAAUUUAUGUACUUCAGUAGCAAGUAUCUGGUGAUAAAACAUUAGCAAUAGCAAACUAAGAUUUGGUCUACCUAGAUAAAGAAGAAUACAGUCUACUUCAAAUAAAUAAUUUGCAAUGUGUUUAUUAUUGGAAGGUAUAAACAACCAUCCCAUGUCUCUUCAGUGACACUGUGCUUUUGCAUUUAUUAUAUUUAUCCAGUUGGAGAUCUCCUUGUUAUGUCACAGUGUACUUGUGAAUUAUUUAUUCUCAAUAAAUGAACAUAAGAAUAAGUCCUGUCUGAACUUAUAUUGGGAAGGCAGAGAGAAGCAGUUGUCCAAAAUUCUAAACUCCCAUACUUUACUUUUGUUGUUAAGGUUGAAAGAAUAAAAGAGAGAGUUGAAGAAAAGGAAGGAAUCCCUCCUCCACAGCAAAGGUAAGAUUUGCUAUCCAUGAUGGUUCACUAGUUUUGUGUAACUGUAAAAACCUGAAAUGCAAACACUCAAAAUUGUGCCUGUCAUUACAACACAACUUUUCAUGAUAAAAGUCUUAGAAUAACUUCAUUCACACAUUUAAUAACUAGGACUGGUAUAAGUUCAUCCUUUGAUAGUCUAGAGCCACUUACUCUUGCUUUAAAAUUUCAAGUAACCUCUUGCUGACCAUACUUUUGAUCUGGCCCCAGUUAUUUGGAGGGUAAAUGACACUAUCCACUGGAUACAUCUCUAUCUGUUGGAUGGGUUUUUUUUUAACACUUAUCCACUGGGUAGCAAUUUAUCCAUUUGAUAGCAUUAUCUGCCCUUUCAAACACUGGACCCAGCCAUUAGAGGAUAUGUCUAAAUGACUGUUAUACAUGGUGAAGUACUGAUGAAAAAAUGUAUUAAAAAUAAAUGAAAUUCUAUUGGUUUUGUGAGUGGCAAUCAGCCUAGACCUUUACACCUUUUCUAGAUUUUACAAGGAACUCUGCCAAAAUUUAUUGAGAGGUAGUGGGAAUUUAUGAAGUUGCUUCACUCUGCAUUACAAGAUCUGGGUUUGACUUAUAGCCCCCCUCAAUAUGUUUUGCUCUUAAACUGAGCCAUUUUGCACUCACAGUGUCUCUCUACCAAAGGCCAUAAAUGGGAUAUCUCAAUCUGCCUUGGGGUAUGGGGUAAUCUUCAGUGGACUAAUGUUCAAUCCAGGGGUAAUAGAAAUACUUUUAGGAGCUUUGUGGGAAUAGAGAGUAAUUGAAAUGCAUUAGUAGGGAGGCUAGUGGGCUUGUGACACUUAUAUUCAUUUGUUGUAUUGUUUCAAUACAAGAUCUUCUUUAAGGUUACUGAACAAUAAGGUGUCUUUCAGAAAAAUUGUCUUUCAUGCACUAUCUUAAAGAAAACCAUGGAAAACUAUAAAUCACUGUUAAGCUUAAAAAGUUUGGAUUUUAAAAAUAAUUUUAAAAAAUUUAACAGUUUUUGUUUUGGUAGGGACAUGCAAGUCUUUAAACACAAAAUUGACUGAAUUUUCUUAAUUACUAGCCUCUGCAUUUCAAUGGACAUCCAAUCAAACUGGACUGUGUCACUCGGGAGAUAAUAGGCUAACACUGUCAGUGUGUGAUAUUUGUCACACUUGAAAUACUUUUUUCACUUAUUGUAGACCACAGAAAGACACAAAUAGGUCAGAUCAUCUCCCCUCAAAAGCCAAGGAGAUAUUUGCUUCAUUGUUACUAGGUUUUUCUUCCUAUUCAUAGCUACAUGGCCUCUGGUUAUACUAACCUUGUCAUUUUGUUUCUUCCAGGUUAAUAUUUAGUGGAAAGCAAAUGUAAGUACCCAGAUACACAUGCAGAACCAUCAUUGCUUAUAAUUAAUUCUGAUAAUACAAUGGUAUUAUUUUUGCAUUGUUGUGUCUAUAUGCCCACUUUCAGAUUACCAUAAUUGUACAUUUUAAAUGCAAAAUAGUUUAUUUCACAGAAUUAUUUGACUUACUAUUGAAGGUGAUAACACUAUUUAGAAGCUAAGGCUUUUACAUCAGUAAUUUAAGCAGCCUAGUGAAAUCAGAUCUGGAGAUUUGAGUGAUUCCUAAAAAUGUCCUUGUUUUGUUAAAGACCAGGGUCUGUUAUUUUUUAUUUGAUUUUUUUUAUUUCACACUCUCAGCUAACAUUUAUGAAUGGGAACCAAUUACCACUUAUCUUUCUGUAGGUUUUAUCAAACACAAAUUUUUCAGUCAAUACAACUGCCCCAAACCUGAAGGCAAUGGUCCAUACACUAGUGCAUACUACAAACCUACAUGCUCACAUAGUUACUUGUUGUAUUCAUCUUUGCUUCCAUCACAUGUCAAUAAUUCUAUUCCUUUUUCUUAGUUUCUUAGACUUCAUUGUUUAUGUAGUGACAACUCUGAUUUUUCCAACAAAUCAGAGGUAAUGCGCCAGUUUUUGGAAAAAUGUGGCUAUCCUGUUUCUGCCAUCCAAGUGGGCCACUACCCUGCCCAACAAAUUGAUUAACAGUCAGCAUUACAAACAUCACAAAAGGAAAAUACUGAUUGUAUUCCAUUCAUUCUGAGAUUUCACUCUCAUAACCAUGCAUUUAAAUCUAUCAUCCUUAAAAACUUUAAAUUACUCUGAAAUGAUUCAGACACUGGAACUAUCUUCUCACAACCUCCACUAAUCUCAAUCAAAUGUGACAAAAACAUAGACAACAUUUUGGUCAGGAGUUCAUUACAAACUAAUGACCAACCUGGAACUUUCACCUGUGCUCUCCCACAGUGUAAAACUUGUCCUUUGGUUCAUUAUGUCAAGAAAAUACUGGGACUCAAAUGAUCCAUUAGGAUUAAUGAUUGCUUCACAUGCACCUCUGCCAAUGUCAUGUUUUGCAUGACUUGUAAAAGAUAUACCUUGGUAAAACAGGAAGACAUCUUAGUGACUAUUCUGAGAACAUCUUUGGGAUGUAUAGAAGAAUGACAAUGAUGCUUCCAAACCAGUCUCUAAAAACUUUAAUUCCUCUAAUCAUUCCAAGCAGCAUAUGUCAGUCUGUGGCCUUCCCCUACAUCUAAGGGGUUCAGAAAGCCACAAAACUCUAGAACAAAAAUUUAUCUUUCAAAUCAGUGCUCUUAAUCCCCUUUGUAUCAAUGUACACUUUUCAUUCAGCUAGUUUAUUCAUGUUUUUCUUGUUACCAUGUUCCCACUAAUAGCCUUAGCUCUAUUUUCUGCAUAUAAACACACACAACCCACAAUUACUCUAUUUGCUCUGACGAGGGGCUAAUGCUUGAAAUAUCAGCCUAGAAACUCUUUAUGGUGGCCAAUUUACUUUAUCAACUUAGUUGAUUAAACCAUAUUAACAUUUAUAAACCUUUUUGUGAAGGAAUGAUGACAAAACUGCAGCAGAUUACAAGAUCCAGGGUGGAUCUGUUCUUCAUCUUGUACUGGCCUUAAGAGGAGGGCUGUUGUAA